AUGGACAGAUUAAUUCAAAUUAAUAAUACAUUAUUUAUUGAUUUAAAUAAUAAUAACGAAAAGAUUGAUGGAAGAGAAAAAUUUAAUUUGUUUGAUAUAAAUGAGGAUGAAUACAUUUUAAAUAAGGAUGGUAAUAAUAUAGAAAUAGAAUAUAAAUUUGAAAUAAAAAGAUGUGUGAAUAUUUUUGUUAAUUUAUUAAAAGAUCAAAAUGUAGAAUAUGACAUUUAUAAAAAAAUGUUGGAUAGUAAUAUAAACAUAAUUAAAAUGAUACAAGCUAUUAAUAAUUACGGAUUAAAAACAGAAGAGUUUCAUUCUACAAGAUUAAUGAUGAUAAUAUAUUUAAAGAAUUAUGUAUAUGAAUUUAUAAAUACAUAUUUGAAAGAUAUUAUAAGCACUUAUGAAAAGAAUAAAUAUAAAAAGGAAAUAAAUAAUUUUAAUAAUUUAAUAUAUACUAAAAAUGAUAAGAUUGUUGAAAAGGAAGAUAAUGGUUUUUAUUCAAAUGAACCACGACAUGUACUAAAUAAAAAUGAAGAAAACAAAAAUAUUAUGACGAGUACACAAUGUGUAGAAAAUAGUUUUUCAUUUAUUAGUUUUUUAAGAAAAGGCAUUUUUGAUUAUUCCUCCUUAAUAGAAAAUAUAGAGAAUAAAUCAAAAAGUAUUACCAUAGAAGAAUGGAUAUAUUUAAAAGAGAGGAUUUUCUCUUUAAUAAAAAAUGCUUGUGUCAUGAACACAAAUUUAAGUAAUAAUAUAAAUGAGAGGCCUAUGAAUUUUUUUGAGGAAAUUAAUAAGAAUAUGUAUAAAUCAUAUAAGAAAUAUAAUAGUAUAAUUGAGAUGAAGAAUUUUAAUGAAUGCUUAUAUUUUAUUGAUAUAUUUUUUAAUAUACUUUUAGUUGAUUAUCCCUAUAAAUGGGAUAAUUUAUUAGAAGACCUUUUUAAUAACUUUAAUUUUAUUUCUAUAAUUAAGCUGGAUGAUUUUUCGAAUAUUCUAAAUAAGGAUUAUAAUACAACAAUUAAUUAUGUUAUGAAAAUAAUUAAUAAUAUGAAUAUAUCAAAUAGUGAAAUACAAUAUAUGGAAAAUGAAGAAAAGUGUAAUAUGUAUAAAAUGGUGAUACAUUAUUCAAAGUUUUACUUGUUAAUGUUAUUAAUAAAUAAAAUUUUGAAAAAGUAUAUACCUGCAACUAGCGAAUUAGAUUCUUAUUCUAAUAUAUAUUAUACUUAUUUUAGUUCAAAUAUUAAUACUAGUAAUAAAAAUUUGUUAGAAAAAGAAAAUGAUUUUCAUAUGUUGAAUAUACCUUGUGAAAAUUUAUUAGUUGGAUAUAAAGAUAUAAUAAAAUUAUAUUUUGCAUUUUUCAAUAGAUUUUUAUAUUAUUUAUUACACCAAGAAAGGAAUAUAUAUAUUAUAUUUAUCAUACAGAUGAUUGUAAAAUGUAUAUACAAAUUAUUAUUAUGUGACUUGUGUAUAUUAUCAGAGGAGGUUAUAAAUGAGCAUGAACUUUUAUUUAUAAAUAUAAUGAAAGUUUUAGAAAUCAAUUUAUCUGAAUAUGUGAAUAAAAUAUAUUUUAUGAAUAUCGAAAAAUCAUCUAAUGGAGAAUCCAUAUCUGUUUCUAAAAUUUUUGAAGAACAUUCUUAUGAAAAUAUAAAUGAAGUAAUGAAUAAUGAUGAGGAUAAUAAUAUAGACAGAUUAUUUUUAAAGAUAUUAUUGAAGAGUAAGAAAUGGUGUUUGAAAAUUUUGAAUAUAUUUUUAUAUAGAUCAAUUCAUUUUGAUGAAAUGAAUGACACUUGGAAAAUAUUUCUUAAGCAUUUUGAGGAUAAGUAUAUAAUAUUUCUAGAAAAAAUAACCCUUUUGAUAUUAAAAAUAAUGAUGAAUACUACAUAUUCUGAUGAUGAAAGAAAUAAUAUUAAUGGAUUAUUUAGUUAUAUAAAAUAUGUAAUCAAUUAUACGGAUUAUAUAAAAUAUGCUGAUAAAUCAUUAUCCCUGGCUUUGAAUUAUGUCUGCAUGAUUAUAUCUUUGGAUCAUUUAAAAGACUUUAUAUAUCAAAAUGUUUUGAGCAGUAUAUUUCUGAAUUGUUUAUUUAUCCACAUUGAUAAUAUCACGCACAUAGAAUGCAUCGACAACUUCCAGGUAAAUGAAACAAGGCAGAAAGAAGAGAACAAAGUGUGUGAUAAUUUAAAAUUUGAGAAAUACAUUAUAUGUUUUGAAAAACAUCCCAUAUUUCGAAACUACUUAUUAAGCUGCUAUGAUGAUAGUAGCUGCAAGAGCAUCCUGAAGAAAUAUAUUAACUAUAUAAUAUAUUUAUUUUGUGAACUGUUAUGUAAGUACUUUUACGAUAUAAUAUUUUACUUAGAUGAACAGAUCGAAGAGAAUUUAAAAUUAUAUUUAUUAUAUCAAAAUGUAUAUAUGAAUGUAUUAUAUCCUGAAAUGUAUAUAAAAAAAGAUAUGAAUUUUUUGGAUAAUGAACAAAUAAGUAUCAACACUUAUAAAAAAAGUAACUUAUUUUUUAAUGCUGAAAUAAGUAUAAAUACAGGUAAUCACAAUAUAUAUAUAAAUAACAUUAUUGAUUAUAUAUCUGAGAUAAUAAGAAAUCAUAUGAAGGAAAAUAAGAUAGAUUAUAAUUUCGAUUUUUCCAAUUUUCAUUUAUUAAACAACGAUACAUUUAAUAAUAUGAUAUAUAUUAUAAAGAAUUUGCCUUUGUACAAAUAUACGGAGGAAGAUUUAAUAUUCAAAGAUGUAUAUAGUAUAAAAAAUGAGCAUAAUUUAAAUUAUAGUUUUAUAAUAAUGAAUGAUAUAAAUUUGUACAAGUAUUUUUCUCUCUAUAUGUUUUUAAUAUAUUAUAAAUAUAGAUAUGUGAGGGGAACAUUGAAAAACAUAAUUACAAAAAUGAAUGACGAAUAUUUGUUUUUGACAUUGGAACAUGUAAGUGAUGAUGAUAAUAGGGACACGUGUAAUAAAGAAGGUAAGAAGGAUAAUAAUUCAAAUAAAUAUUAUAAUGAUGAUAAAAAUGGUGGCACAUAUUGUAAUAGUAAUUAUUUCGAUUUUGAUUUUGGAAAAAACACAGAAAAUAAUUUGUCUAUGGAAGAUCUUAUACAAGAAUAUUUUAUACAUAAGGAAAGAUAUAAAGAUGCCUUUUGUAAGGAUAACAAUGAUAUGGAAAAAUUUGAAUAUAUUUUAGAUAAUUUAAAAAAUAAGGAUAAAAAUUUUUUUCUGAAGUAUAUGAUGGUAAACAUUUUACAUCCAUAUUCAAAUAAUUUGAAAAGAAAAUUAAUGUGGAUGAUAAAAGAAUAUAUCCAUGUAGCAACUUUUAAUGAUAAUGUGAUACAGUUUUUCUUUUAUAGUUGUUUUAUAAAUUUAUUUUAUUUUGAGAAGCAUAUAAAGUUAAAUUCAUUUGAAACAUUGAUUCAUUUGAUGUAUAUAUAUGGUAUUCCUAGUAAAAUAUUAUAUAAUGAUUUUCGAGAGGUUUUGAUAUUUUUAUUUUUCCAAUUAUUAAUAUUGUUUAUAAAAAAGGAAUCGGAUAGUAUUGACAGCUUGGUAUAUGAAGAUAAUAGAUCUGUUAUUUUAUUUUCUAAUUAUGAAAAGAUGAAUUUGUUGAGAUUAUUGAAGGGUAUCAUGGUAAAAGAAGUGGUAGAUAAUGGCGAGAGAAAUGAUGAAAAUAAUGAUAAUAAUAAUAAACAUAAUAAACAUAAUAAUGAUAACAAUAUUAAUCAUUGUGUUUUUAAUAAUUUCUUGGAAUUCCUGUACAAUAAAAAUAACUGCUUUAGCGAUAAUUUCAUUAAUGAUGUUAUAUGUAAGAAUUUUUAUUUUUAUUUUUAUUUGGAAAAGUUAGAAGAGAAUAAUUUGAAUCGCUUUUUGAAAUUUAUCUCUUUAUUUUAUCAAAACGAAAUAAACAAUAACAUUUUUUUAUUCAUCAAUUUGUUAAAUGAGUCGUUGUUAGAUAUUAUUGAUAUAAGAAUUCCAGGAAAGGAUGAGGAGUAUAAUUUUUUAAGAAUAUUGAAAUUUUUUUCUUUUUUUUUGGAACAUUAUAAAAAUACCUGUAGUACUCAAGACGUGUUGAUUGUAAAAAUAUUGCAGAAUGAAAAUUUUAUUAUAUAUUUCAAGAGUAUUAUUUUAAAUAUAAUAAAAAAAAAUUCGAAAAAAAAAAGUAAGGGGAUGUUAAUAGGAAAAGAAAAGCAUUGUUAUAUAUUACAUGAUGAAAUAUUAAAUCAGAUAUAUUAUAUAUUAUAUAUAUUUACAAAAAAAUCAUUAUUUAAUUAUAAAAUAUUUUGGUUCUAUUUUAAAUAUGCUGUUGCAUGUAUAUCUAACGAUUUAAACUUCUUCCGUAUAGAAGAGUAUAUGAACAUAGAAGAGAAGUUAUAUAAUAUGCCAAUAUAUAUUUUUCAAUUUUUCAAUAAUUUGAUAAGGAGGGAUAUUUUAUAUGUUUUUGUUUCUUUAGGAAUUCAUGAACCAUUUGAAUCGAAUGAUUUUCCGCUAUCGUUAAUUGAAAUAUUACGAAAGGUAAGUUUAUUAUAUUUAGUGGUAUCUGAUGAGAAUAUGAAUGAACAAACCUUUUGUUAUAACAGCAUAGUCGAGAUAAAUGGAUUAUAUUUAUAUAACAAUAUAUUAUCUUAUCUUGUCAUGUUAUUGAUAGGGCAUAAUAUAUUUUUUACUUAUCCCUUGUGGUUUGAAUUAAAUAGAUCUUAUGAAAUAAUACAAGAGGGAAAUGUCUUAAGAGACCUAGACGAGUGUGUAUCAAAUAAUUCAUUUAAGAAAUAUGGCCAUGCUAUGGAAGGGAAUGAUGUUGGUAGUAAAAUGUGUUUAGUAAAUGAUGGUUUGGGGGAAGCAUCAAAGGAAUUUGGAUUUUAUGAUAUUAAAAUGGUGGAGGGGGGUGAGAAAAAAAAGUUGAGAGAUGUGGAGUAUGUCAAUGAUAUGGAUGAGAAGAAAAAUGUGGAGUAUACUCUACCAAAUGAGAGAAAUGAAUUGAAGGGUAAUCCAAACGAAUCAUGCAAAAGUCGUGGACAUUCGGAUGUAUGUGAAGAGAUAUUAUUUUAUAGAGAGAUGAAGACUUAUUUUAUCGAAAGGAAGAAGAGUGGAUAUGAUAUCAAAGGUGAGAAGAGAAAUAAUGAAAUAGGUGUUGGUAUUGAUGAUGUAAAUAAGAGUACAUUGGAUAGUGAUGAUGAUAUAUAUGAUAAUACAAAUGAGAACAGGAAUUAUAAUAUUAAAAAUAAUAUGUUUAAUAAUAAUGAUGUAAAUAUAAAUAAUAAGGAAAUGGAAUUAUUAAAUAAUAUUGAGGAUACAAAAAUUGCUGAAUUAAUGAAUACGCUAUAUUUCAAUAUAUUUUUAUUGAAAGAUAAAAAGGAGGAACAUAUUAGAAAAUUAUUAAAAAUUUUGAAAUAUGUAAAUGAUAAUUUUUUAUUUUAUAAUUGUCAGAAUGAAUAUCAGAUAUAUACGAUGAAUCUUAUGAUUCAGAAAAAGAGGUAUAUAUAUCAGUCCUUUUCUAUGUAUGUAUUUUUGGAUAUACAAUAUUUUUUUGAUAUUUUGGUGAAGAGUAAUCUUUUUGAUAGGGUGAUAGAUGAUUGGAUAAAUGACAUAUUUUAUAUAUAUCAGAAUUCGGAUGAUUUAAAAUAUUUCAUAUUGGCCUUUUCAAAUAUGUUGAUAUAUCUUUGUUUAUAUGAAAGUAUAAAGAAAAAAAGGGACGAGAAAAAUAAUAAAUUUGGUGAGAAUAAUAUGAACGAAAAUAUAUGUACAAAGGAGGAGAAGGAUUCCAUGGAGGUGUGGAACGAGAUGGAAGAUGAGUAUUUGCUUCCAUUUUUUUUUUUCUUAAAGAAUAAAAGGAAUGGCAUAAAUAGUGAUUAUAUAAAUGGUGACUAUAUAAAAGGCGAUAAUAUAAAUAAUAGUAGUAAUAAAUUAUUUGAGGAGAUAUUGAAAAAGGACAUGAUACGCUUUGAUAAUAUAAAUGAAUAUGCUACAAACAAAUUGAGAGAGAAGAUAAGCAAAAUUAUUAAUGCUUUAGUAAAUAUUGUUUUGAUAUUACCUAUACCUUACGAGGAAGAGAUGAAAGUAUUUAAUAAAAAUUUAUUGAGAAGGUUAGCUCCGAUAUGUGGAGAAAGAGAAAAUAUAAAAGAUAAUAAUUUGCUUAAGCUUAACAGUUCUAAUAGUAAUAUAAUUAAUGGGAAUAAAUCUGCUUUGAAUAAUAUACAGUUUGAUGAUUUAAUUCAAAAUAUAUUAUUUAUGCAUUUAAAUAAUUACGAGCAAAAAUUUUAUGAGCGAAAUAAUAAAGAAGAGAAACAAAUGAACAAGUCCUAUUAUUACAACGUAGUACAUAUAAAUAAAUUUGAUGAAUUAAAACUUCAUGGGAAAAAGGUUUCUAUACAUUAUUAUUUUCAGAAUAAAUCGAAUGAAGAAUUUAUAGAUAAGUUAACAUCUGAAUGUAAUUGUAAUUAUUUUAAAAUAUCGUUUUAUUUGAAAAAAGCAUUUUCUUUGUUAACUCAAGAAGGUUUUACAAAUGAUGAUUUGAUUAAUAUUAUCGGUUGUUCCGAUAAGUAUUAUAAUUUUAUAAAUAUAAUAAGUAUGGAUAUAUAA
Molecule: messenger RNA, 6552 nt
Organism: Plasmodium falciparum 3D7
Lineage: Eukaryota; Apicomplexa; Aconoidasida; Haemosporida; Plasmodiidae
Source: RefSeq, a predicted model, not a curated record